Messenger RNA from Acyrthosiphon pisum (pea aphid), 3215 nucleotides. RefSeq names its product Apoptosis inducing factor (gene AIF). Gene Ontology annotation, cellular component: mitochondrion; cytoplasm. The transcript is spliced from 10 exons. The record is from RefSeq and is a predicted model, not a curated record. NCBI's taxonomy places the organism in Eukaryota, Metazoa, Arthropoda, Insecta, Hemiptera, Aphididae. Gene Ontology annotation, molecular function: protein dimerization activity; NAD(P)H oxidase H2O2-forming activity; FAD binding. Bases 542 to 2536 code for a protein of 664 amino acids. Gene Ontology annotation, biological process: apoptotic process; mitochondrial respiratory chain complex assembly.
UAAAUCAAAAACAAAUAUGCUGGUUAUGUUAAUUUUGGUCAUUUUUCGUGUUCUGACAAAGCCGAUGACUUUUCGAACGCGCCGCGUUUCGUGUAUGUACAACUAUUUUAUACGCAUGUCAGGGCGGUCCACGACCCACGUCGAAAUGUCGACAUCGCCGAAUACGCCGCCGCCUGCGCCACCGCCGUCGUACCCGAGACUCACCAUUAAUUUUCAACGUUCCAUGAAAAAUGCCAUUUGGAUCAGAUGUAGGUGCCCAAGUUUUCCCGUCGAACACAUUUUAUAUCCCAAAAACGUUCAUAGAGGAAUGAAGCCGGACCGUCUAUGAACUCCGAAGCCGUCAAACCGUGUUAUUAUUAUUAUUGUACCUAUUCGUUUUAUGAUAAUUUAAUAAAUAUUUUAUAAGUGCAUCUAAAUUUUGUAGCCAUUUUGUAAUUGUUAUCUACACAUAGACUGAGUCGAAAAUAUUUAAAACGUCUGGCUCGUCGAGGACGAGAAUUCUUUUAAUCAGCUCUAUAAUAUAGUAUUAAAAUCGAGAGCUAUGUUGUCCAAGCUCAGACUACUCAGACCGCCGGUUUCCCCAGGAUCCAGAAUAUUAAAUGCCUGGGAAAAUAAAAAUUAUAGUGAUAAAAAGAAUGGCAGUGGAAAAAACAAUAGAGGAAAAACAACUCCUCCAUUAAUACAGGUCAUUAAACCUGUUAAAAUCAAUUUUUCAAAAAAAACCAAAAAAAUAUAUGAACCAGUCAAUAUACCUAAAAAAGAAAUUAUAAUUUCAGAAUAUAACAAAUAUCCUCUAAAUACUUGCCCUUUAGUGACUAAGGAUGAAUUUAGUACCAAUCCAAAAUCGCCUACAACAACUCAUUCUUCAGAGUCUGAAAACAAUUAUGGAUGGCAGAAUGAUUCUAAGAAUAAACAGUCUUUUCGUAAUUGGAGUCUUUUUGGAGGAGCUAUUAUUCUAUCAGGAACAGUAUAUGGUAUCUAUCAUUUUGACAUAAUGAAACAAAAAAACGAUGAUAACCUUACUACCGAAGAGACUACAAAUGCUAAAAAAAUACGCAAACUGGUUCAAAUUCCUUCAUUAUCUGAGUCAAUACCUGAUAAUAUACAGUAUUUAUUAAUUGGUGGAGGUACAGCUUCCUUCUCAGCAUUCAGAGCAAUCAAGUCAGCAGAUCCAACCGCCAGGGUUUUAGUAAUAUCGGCUGAAGGUUAUCUUCCCCAUAUGCGACCUCCAUUAUCUAAAGAAUUAUGGUAUGGUGAUGAUACUGAAAUGGCAAAGUCGUUAAACUUUCAUCAAUGGAAUGGUACAUCUAGAAGUCUUUUUUAUGAACCUGAACCAUUUUAUACACCUGUUGAAGAAUUAACCACUGCCAAAAAUGGUGGCAUUUCACUAGCACGAGGCUGGAAAGUUGAAUCAAUAAAUGUAUCAAAAAAAAAAGUGAAGCUUAAUGAUGGCAAAGAAAUCAGUUAUGAUAAGUGCUUAAUAGCAACUGGUUCAGUUCCAAAAACAUUAAAACUGUAUGAUGACGCAAAUGAAGAACUUAAAAAUAAAUUCUCAGUAUUUCGGUCCAUCAGUGACUUUGAAGAUUUGUGGGAACAACUCGAUCAUAUAAAAUCUAUUGCCAUUAUUGGUGGAGGAUUUUUGGGUAGUGAGCUUGCUGCUUCAUUGGCGAACAAAGGAAAAAAAAAUGGAGUUAAAAUUUAUCAAAUAUUUAAAGAAAAGGGUAAUAUGGGAAAAGUUUUACCUAAAUAUCUUAGUCAAUGGACCACUGAAAAAGUUAGAAAUGAAGGUGUUGAAGUUGUGACCGAAACAGAGGUAGAGAAUUGCAGUUUAGAAAAUAAUAAGCGACAAGUCAACUUGAAAUUAAGUAAUGGGAAAAACAUUUCUGUUGAUCAUGUGAUAAUGGCAGUUGGUGCUAAACCUAACACUGAACUAGCUACUGAUGCUGGAUUAGAAAUUGAUUCAAAGCUUGAUGGUUAUUUGGUCAAUUCUGAAUUACAAGCAAGAACAGAUUUGUAUAUUGCUGGUGAUUGUGCUUGUUUUUAUGACAAACAACUUGGAAGGAGGCGUGUCGAACACCAUGAUCAUGCUGUAAUAUCGGGAAGAUUAGCAGGUGAAAAUAUGGCUGGUGCUGCUAAACCAUAUCAACAUCAACCUAUGUUUUGGUCAGACAUUGGGCCUUCUGUGGGUUAUGAAGCAAUUGGAAUUGUCGAUUCGUCUCUAGUAACAAUGGGUGUGUUUGCCAAAGGAAACCAUAAAGAUCCAUCACUUUUGGCUAAUGAAACUGAUCAAAAUACCUUGACCAAUAAAAAGGAAACAAAUGAAGAAUUAGGAUCCAAAAAUAAUGAAACUAUUUCUGAAAAUGAUUAUAACAAAGGUGUAGUUUUCUACUUGAAAAAUGAUGUAAUUGUUGGAAUUGUGUUAUGGAAUUUGUUCAACAGAAUGUCUAUAGCACGCCAAGUGCUUAAAACCGAUAGAUGUUACAAAGAUCUCAAUGAAGUUGCUAAACUCUUCAAUAUUCAUGGUGACUCUUCAUGAUGCCCAUACUGAAUUUAAAUGUUAUUUUAAACAUUGUUUAACUGUUAUACUAGUAUUUUAAAUACUAGAUAGUAUGAUAAAAUAUGAAAUUUUUUCGUAUAUGUAAAAAUUAAUAUAUUUUUGUAUAGACUGAUUCUAUUCUAGAAUUUUUUUAUUUCAUAUUUUAUUGACAUUCCUUCUGCAUAGAGUUGUUAUAUCACUAGUUAGUAAAAUGUUUUCACUAAUACAAUGUUAAUAAUAAUCGUAUAGAUACUUCUACAAUACGAUAUAGUGUCAUUAGAUUUGUGAAUAGUAGUAACAUUAUAAAUGUAUAAUAUGUUUUAUGUUUUUUAAUUAUUCACAAAUUAGUUAAUGCAUUCAGUAUUUACUCUAAUAAAACAUUCAUGAGCUAUGUGUAACAUAAAUUAAACACGUUUUUUAUAUAUUUUUUAUAUAUGAAAUAACAUUUUCACAAUCGCAUUUUUACUAGAAAAAUACUUUUUUUGUAAUUAAUCAAAGAAUAGAUAUUGAAAUAUAAAAAUAUAGAAUUAAAUAUUGCAGUAAAUUGAAAAUGUAAAGUUGUAUUAAUAAUUUUUUAAAACAUAUAACAUUAAACAAUUUAUUAUUGAACAUUCAAUUAAUAUUAUUUCUUGUUUUUAGUCAAUCUAUUAAAAACAUAAAUAAACUGUACUUUACUUAA